This is a messenger RNA of Juglans regia (Persian walnut), 412 nucleotides long. RefSeq names its product two-on-two hemoglobin-3-like. NCBI's taxonomy places the organism in Eukaryota, Viridiplantae, Streptophyta, Magnoliopsida, Fagales, Juglandaceae. The transcript is spliced from 3 exons. Gene Ontology annotation, molecular function: heme binding; oxygen binding; oxygen carrier activity. The record is from RefSeq and is a predicted model, not a curated record. Gene Ontology annotation, biological process: oxygen transport. The coding region runs from base 16 to 270 and encodes 84 amino acids.
GUGCAUAAGUUCUUAAUGGCUUCUCUUGGCCAUCCUGCGCUGAUUGCACGUCACCGACCAUUUCCUGUCACACAUCGAGCCGCAGAGAGGUGGUUGCAUCACAUGCAACAAGCAUUGGAAAGCACCCCGGAUAUCGAUGCAGACUCGAAAAUUAGAAUGAUGAACUUCUUCAGGCACACAGCAUUCUUUCUUGUGGCUGGAGAUGAGCUCAAGAGUCCAAACCAACAACCCCUGUGUAAGCAUGGGACCAGCAACCAGCUGCCCAUGUAAAAACUUUUAGCAGGGUUUCCUUAAUCAGUUAAGAGAAACAACAAUAUACUAUUAUUCAUCAUCCUCUUGAUGUGAAAGGAAUUUCCUAAAUGCUUUCAUAUGGAUAAAUCUUAUAAUUAAGAUCCUUACAUAUUUAUAUUAC